AUGACAGGCGGCAGGUCCAAGAAGGGCGUGCGCUUCCAACACCGAAAUGGCCAAGCGGAUGGCCGACGGUCGAGCUUCAGCGACGUCAGCGAGGAGGGCUCUGGCUCCCCCACGCGCAGUCGCAAGGAAGCGCUCGAGCCCGUAGACGAGAAACCACCACCAUCGGAGGAAGAACAGAAAGCGGCCGAGACCGCGAAGAAAAAGGCCAACUUUUGGACGCGUACACUAUGGACUUUUAUCAUGAUCGCCAUCUUCUUCGGCGCGCUGUUCAUGGGCCACAUCUACAUCAUCCUCAUCAUUACCGCCGUUCAAAUCAUCUCGUUCAAGGAAGUUAUCGCCAUUGCCAACGUGCCCAGCCGAGCGCGCUCCUUGCGGUCGACCAAGUCGCUGAACUGGUACUGGCUCGCGACGACAAUGUACUUUCUCUACGGCGAGACCGUGCUCUACUACUUCAAGCACAUCCUGCUCGUGGACAAGGUGCUCGCCCCUCUGGCGACCCACCAUCGCUUCAUCAGCUUCGCGCUUUACGUCUUCGGCUUCGUCUUCUUUGUCGCCUCGCUGCAGGCUGGCCACUACAAGUUCCAAUUCACCAACUUUGCCUGGACGCACAUGGCGCUGUACCUCAUCGUGUUCCAGGCCCACUUUGUCAUGAACAACAUCUUUGACGGCAUGAUCUGGUUCUUCCUGCCCGCUGCGCUCGUCAUCACCAACGACAUUUUCGCCUACAUCUGCGGCAUGAUGUUUGGCCGCACGCAGCUCAUCAAGCUGUCGCCCAAGAAGACAGUAGAGGGCUUUGUCGGCGCAUGGAUCAUGACAAUCAUCUGGGCGAUGCUCUUGGUCAACAUUAUGAGCCGCUCCAAAUAUUUUAUUUGCCCUGUCAACGACCUCGGCGCCAACGUUUUCACCGGUCUCGAAUGCGACGUCAACCCCGUCUUCAUCCCCCACACAUACACGCUGCCAGACUAUUACUUCCUACCCAAGGCCACCACAUACUCCGUCACGUUCAUGCCCAUGCAGCUCCAUGCCCUGGCCCUGGCCACAUUCGCCUCUCUCAUCGCUCCGUUCGGCGGAUUCUUUGCCUCUGGGCUCAAGCGCACGUUCAAGAUCAAGGACUUUGGCGAUUCCAUCCCUGGACAUGGCGGCAUGACCGAUCGCAUGGACUGCCAGUUCAUCAUGGGUCUCUUUGCGUACCUGUACUUUCACUCGUUCAUUGCCGAAGACACAGCCACAUUGGCUGGCGCCAUGGACCUCUUUCACCACCUGACCCUCGACGACCAAGUGGCCUUCCUCCCUUGGGUGUUUAGGUACUUUGUCAACAAGUUUGGCUCGAUCCAAGAGCUGAGCGAGUACCUGGUGAAACACAGCUCACAGGAUGUCCUGAUAGAGCUGCGCCAAGCUAUUGGGCAGAUCAGCGGAGCCAUCGACAAGGCUAUUGUAGCCGCCUCAUGA
Emericellopsis cladophorae is the source of this 1449-nucleotide messenger RNA. RefSeq lists its product as uncharacterized. Bases 1 to 1449 code for a protein of 482 amino acids. The transcript is spliced from 4 exons. Gene Ontology annotation, molecular function: phosphatidate cytidylyltransferase activity. Gene Ontology annotation, cellular component: endoplasmic reticulum membrane. The record is from RefSeq and is a predicted model, not a curated record. Lineage: Eukaryota; Fungi; Ascomycota; Sordariomycetes; Hypocreales; Bionectriaceae.